ACUGCGAGCAUUGUACACCAAAUAACUAAUAUACAAUACUACUCGAUUUAAAGCUAAUCAGUUCCAUAAAUUUAGUUUCGUGUACGUGAAAAAAAACAGUAAUAUNUAAUCACACAUCNCAGUUUUGUGUCUAUUAGAUAAAAUAAAAAAUUAUAUUUAUAUUACUUUCAAUUGUAAUAUAUAUAUAUAGUUUGUGCAUCCAAAAUAGUAUACAAAAAUCGAAUGCUACUAAAUGGUAAAAUGUUGAAGUUAGAAUAUGUGUCUCGUAAAGAAAUAUUGAAACAGCUAAAAGGUAACGAGCAACUGUUGGACGAAUUAUCGGAGAAACUACGAUUAUGGAUAAACCAGCACCCUCAUCUUCCUCAAAAUAUUUCCGAUCGACGAUUGAAGUAUUUCGUUUCUGCAACGAAGUUUGACUUUGAAAAAGCUAAGGAACGGUUGGAUUUGUAUUGCUCCAUUCGUAACUGGAUUCCUGAAAUUUUUGACGAUUUUGAUCCGUUAAGCGAUAGCAUAAUUCAAUUUCGUAAAUGCAUACAGUUCGUAUAUUUACCAAAGUUAACAUCAGAACAGUAUAGACUAUGUUUUGCGAGAAUAAUAAACAAAUACGCCGCAACAUAUGAUAUGUGGAUACUAAUAAAAUACAUUCUCAUGAUGUAUGAAAUGCCUAUGAAGGAAAAUAUAGUAGACACCUCCAUUAUUCUGGUUAUCGACUACAAAAAUCUACGCAUGUGUCAUGUAAAAAAAGUUACUCCUAUUGUAUUAAAACAGUUGGACGUCGUUUUGAGAGCAUAUUGUAUAAGAGUUAAACACAUUUAUAUGGUCAAUGCUCCUGCUUAUAGUGAAAUAAUGCUAAAAAUGAUAAGAACAGUAAUGAAAGCACCACUUAUUCAAAGAAUGUCUGUUUUUACAUCUGGAGUGGAAUCAUUGUAUGAAAANAUACCAAGAUCUUUUUUUCCAUCGGAUUAUGGUGGUGAUCAACCGUCAAUGGACACUUUAACAAAUAUGUGGUAUACAACUUUAGUUGAACGAAGAAAUUGGUUUCUGCGACAAAAAGAACUUAAAACCGAUGAAUCUCGUCGAUCUGAAUCUUCCAUAAUAAAUUCCAACGAUUUCUUCGGAAUUUCAGGAACAUUUCGGAAGUUAGAUAUUGAUUGAUACGAAAAAUACCAAGGUAUAAAAAACUGCACUAUCUAAAAAACACAAUAAAUAUAUGAUUUACCAGAGAAGAGAUAAUUUAAGAGAAGAACUUAAGUCACAUUUUUGUAAUUUAGUUGAGAGCGAUUUUUCAGAUCGAAACAUGCGUAUAUUUCUUUGUACGCUUAUAACAAUUUGUAUAUCUUAGAAUUUAUCAAAAAUGUCUCUUUCGCUUUGGAUAAUUAAAUAACUUAGUUUGAAUUACCAAAUAACAUCGAAAACAGAAAAUUGAAAAAAAAUGGACUUAUCAAGUUCUUACUAUUAUAUGGUAGAUAUCAAAUAGUCACUUUGUGCAAAGAAUUGUUUCGUUUGCAAAAGAGAGCAAAAAGCAUCACGAAUGACUAAAGAAAAUCGGAUUAUCACACAGUCUGUACCUACUUAUUUUCAAUUUUCAACAACCGAAGAAAGCGCUAGAAGUUGUCCUUAUCUCGCGCCAAUCCGCGAAGACUUACACCGGCUCUGCGGGUAUCGCAAAAUCUCUCUAAAUGGAAAUUCGCUGUAGCGAAGUUUCCUCGCUUUCCUAUAUGCCUCAACACGUUGUCCUCGGUAGACUGAUGAGCAUGCAUACGGAAACUAUUCCGCUUGCUGCUCGUCGGUGUGCAAAGAAAGGGAUCGAGAUAAUUCCUUGAGAAUUUCGCAUAUUGUUGCUCGAAUUAAAACACUCAUUUGUUAAAACGAUAUAAUACCGGAAAUAACUCAUGUGUCGUUUGCUGAUGAUGCUUUCAAGUACACAACGUUCUUCUCGACGCUCUUUAUAAAUCCUUGAGAUAAAUUAACAAUGCAUCUUAUAAAUAUCAGAUUUUUUGUACAUUAUGAUAAACAACUUCUUAUUCUUCAACAUAGUUGCAAUGUGAAACAAGAAUCAAGUUAUAAUUAUUA
This is a messenger RNA of Pseudomyrmex gracilis, 2073 nucleotides long. Its product is annotated as alpha-tocopherol transfer protein-like. Gene Ontology annotation, cellular component: membrane. NCBI's taxonomy places the organism in Eukaryota, Metazoa, Arthropoda, Insecta, Hymenoptera, Formicidae. The coding region runs from base 223 to 1155 and encodes 310 amino acids. Gene Ontology annotation, molecular function: phosphatidylinositol bisphosphate binding. The record is from RefSeq and is a predicted model, not a curated record. The transcript is spliced from 7 exons.